Molecule: messenger RNA, 4347 nt
Organism: Megalobrama amblycephala (Wuchang bream)
Lineage: Eukaryota; Metazoa; Chordata; Actinopteri; Cypriniformes; Xenocyprididae
Product: NACHT, LRR and PYD domains-containing protein 3-like
Exons: 12
Coding region: 42-3164 (1040 amino acids)
Molecular function (GO): protein binding
Source: RefSeq, a predicted model, not a curated record
UGUGACUUAUCAGAUGCAGCUCAAUGAAGAUUUAAUGAAUCAUGGAGGACAAAGAGACAUUCUGUGAUGGAGAUUUUUCUCCAGGACACAGUGAGAGAUUAAACUUACCAGAGUCCAGUUGUAUUUCAAUGAAGAGUGACUGGUCUAAGGACAACAUAAUAACAUUUGAGGGAAAACACACAUCAACUGAUCAGAGGCAGAGAGCAAACUCAUCAGAGUCCAGCUGUGUUUCCAUGAAGAGUGACUGGUCUAAGGACAACAUAAUAACAUUUAAGGGAAAACACACAUCAAAUAAUCGGAGGCAGAGAUCAAACUCAUCAGAGUCCAGCUGUGUAUCCAUGAAGAGUGACUGGUCUAAGGACAACAUAAUAACAUUUAAUGGAAUUCACACAUCAACUGAUCUGAGUCCAGCAGAGCUGAGAUAUGAGUCCAUGGAAGGUGACUUGUAUAUGGAAGACCCAGUAACAUUUAAGGGAAAAAUUAAUAUGAGUCCUGACUCUCAACUGAUCCAAAGCAGAUUCAAAUCAAAUCUUCUGAAGAAGUUUCAGUGUCUGUAUGAAGGAACGUCAAAGCAGGGAAACUCAACACUCCUGAAUGAAAUCUACACAGAGCUCUACAUCACAGAGAGUGAAAGUGGAGAGAUCAAUAAUGAGCAUGAGGUGAGACAGAUUGAGAUACAAUCCAGGACAGCAGCAACAGAGGACACACCAAUCAAAUGCAGUGACAUCUUUAGACCUUUACCUGGACAAGGCAAACCCAUCAGAACUGUGCUGACAAAGGGAGUCGCUGGCAUUGGAAAAACAGUCUCUGUGCAGAAGUUCAUUGUGGACUGGGCUGAAGGGAAAGAGAAUCAGGACAUCCAUCUCAUAUUUCCACUUCCUUUCAGAGAGCUCAACUUGAUGGACAGAAAUUUCAGUCUUUUUGAUCUUCUUCAUGUCUUUUACCCUGAAAUGAAAGAAAUGGAAAUAUCCAGUAAUGUAUAUAAAGUCUUGUUCAUCUUUGAUGGUCUGGAUGAAUGUCGUCUGUCUCUGAACUUUGAGAGCAAAGUGAAACUGUGUAAUAUAUAUGAAUCAGCCUCAGUAGAUGUGCUGCUGACAAAUCUCAUUGCAGGGAAUCUGCUUCCCUCUGCUCUCAUCUGGAUCACCUCCAGACCAGCAGCGGCUGAUCUAGUCCCCUCUGAGUGUGUCCAUCGAGUUACAGAGGUACGGGGCUUCAGUGACCCACAGAAGGAGGAAUACUUCAGGAAGAGAAUCUGUGAUCAGAGUCUGGCCAAUACAAUCAUCACACACCUGAAGUCAUCAAGGAGCCUCCACAUCAUGUGCUACAUCCCAGUCUUCUGCUGGAUUUCAUCCACUGUUCUAGAGAAGAUGUUGAGUCAAGCAGAGAGUGGAGAGAUUCCCAAAUCUCUCACUCAAAUGUACACACACUUCUUAAUCAUUCAGACCAACAUCAAACAUGAGAAGGACUAUGAGAAGAAAGUAAAGGAUAAUAGCAUGAUUGUCAAACUGGGGAAACUGGCAUUUCAGCAGCUUGUGAAAGGCAACCUGAUCUUCUAUGAAGAAGACCUGAGAGAGUGUGGCAUUGAUGUGACAGAAGCAUCCGUGUACUCAGGAUUUUGCACUCAGAUCUUUAGAGAGGAGUUGGGCUUGUAUCAGGGGAAAGUCUUCUGCUUUGUUCAUUUGAGCAUUCAGGAACAUCUAGCAGCUCUAUAUGCACAUCUCUCCUUUACAAAGAAGAAAAGAAAUGUGUUUGAAAAAAAUAAACAAAGUCUGUCAUCUAAGAUUUUAAACUGGAAAAAAAAAUCAUUAUCUGAGCUGCAUCAGAGAGCUGUGGAUGAGGCUUUACGGAGUAAGAAUGGACAUCUGGACCUUUUCCUGCGUUUUCUUCUUGGUCUCUCAUUGGAGUCCAAUCAAACUCUUGUACAAGAACUUCUGACACAGACAGGAAGCUGCUCCUACAGCAAAAACAAAACAGUUCGGUACAUCAAGCAGAAGAUCAGAGAGAGUCGCUCUGCAGAGAGAUCCAUCAGUCUGUUCCACUGUCUGAAUGAACUGGGUGAUGAUUCCCUGAUGAAGGAGAUCCAAGAUUAUCUGAGAUCUGGAGAAAUAGGAGAAACCAAACUCUCAUCUUCACAGUGGUCAGCUCUGGUUUAUGUGUUGCUGACAUCAGAGCAGAAGAUGGAUGUUUUUGAUCUAAACCAGUUUAUUGGAGCACAAAAUACAGCAGAUGAAGUUCUUCAGAAUCUGUUGCCUGUUCUUAAAGAAUCCAGAUCAGUUCAGUUGAGUGAUUGUGGUGUCAUCGACGAAGGUUGUGCUGCUCUGGCUUCAGCUCUGACAUCAAACCCCUCACACCGGAGACAACUGAGUCUGUCUAGAAAUAAACUAAAAGAUUCAGGAGUGAAGCUGCUCUGUGAUGCACUGAAGGACCCUCACUGUAAACUGGAGAUACUGAGGUUGAUUGAUUGUGGUGUCACAGAUGAAGGUUGUGCUGCUCUGGCUUCAGCUCUGAGAUCAAACCCCUUACAUCUGAGAGAAUUGGAUCUGUCUAGAAAUAAACUGCUAGAUUCAGGAGUGAAUCGGCUCUCUGUUGUACUGAAGGAUCCUGACUGUAAACUGGAAACACUGUGGUUGAGGUAUUGUGGUGUCACAGAUGAUGGUUGUGCUGCUCUGGCUUCAGCUCUGAGAUCAAAUCCCUCACACAUGAGAGAACUAGAUCUGACUGGAAAUAAAAUAGACAUAGGAGUGAAUCUGCUCUCUGUUGGACUGAAUGAUCCUCACUGUAAACUGGAGAUACUGAGGUUGAGUGAUUGUGGAGUCACAGAUGAAGGUUGUGCUGCUCUGGCUUCAGCUCUGAGAUCAAACCCCUCACACCUGAGACACCUGGAUAUGUCUGGAAAUAAACUAGGGGACUCAGGAGUGAAUCUGCUCUCUGCUGGACUGAAGGAGGGUAAACUGGAAAUACUGAGGUUGAUUGAUUGUGAUGUCACAGAUGAAGGUUGUGCUGCUCUGACUUCAGCUCUGAGAUCAAACUCCUCACACCUGAGAGAACUGGAUCUUUCAUGCAAUAAUCUUGGUGAAAGAGGAUUGAAGCUGCUGUCUGAUCUGAAGGGUGAUCAACAAUAUGAAUGUCUUCUGACCUUCUCUGGAUCAGCUGAUGGUGAAUAAAGAGCUACUACAGACAAAUUCAGCAGAAUCAACAGACAUAAACCCAUAGUGAUCAUCAAACAUGUGUUUGUGUAACUUUACAGAAUGAUACAAUCCUUGAUCUAAAAUUAAACAAAGAACCUAUUUGUUCUUUUUGACAUUUAUACUGGUUCCCUUUUUAACAUAAUGACAUUGUUUGUAACAAUAUGUGUGUCUUCUGUACAAAUCAUAUUAUAUUUCAAUCCAAAAUGUGUAUUUAUUAAUUGACUUGAUAAAGUAAAAAUACACAUAAUUUCCUGCAGGUCAUUUCUUUGUCUGUAAUCUGAUAUAAUAUAGAAGUGCCACUGUAUUUGUUUGUAUCCAGUGCCAGAAGCUUCUGUGCAUAGUUUUGAAGCAAUCCAUAGUUGAGCCCCUAUACACACAACCUAGAUGGAGAAUUAGAUGAGAUAAGAGACUCAUCAUUGACACUUGUCUAGUUUUGCAACUAGACAGUCACAGAUGUUUAUGAUUAUUUAUUUUUUGCAUAAUAUGUGUUAAAACAUAAGUAUAUUGAGAACAUUUGAAUCUCAAUUUAAAGCACUUGUUAAUAUUUGAUCAGAGAUGUGUUCACUUUGUGCUCUGUAAUUAAACUUUAUGCUUUGUUUUGGUCAUUCAGGCUUAUGAUGGCCUGUAAAAUGUACCUUUUUAUACUGUGGUGAAGGUGGACAGGGUCUGAAAUUGUUCAUCUUGUACGUUCAGCAGAGAAGCAUUUAUUUCCACUUUUGUUUCCACUUUGACCUCUAAUGGGCUGUACGCACCUUCAUGAACCUGUUCCUGUCUGAAACGUGAAGAUACGAAAUACAUGCCUAAAUGCAGAUAUUUUAGUUCCUGUGUAAAACAUCCAAAAUAUAUACAUGCUUUGUACAGUAUGUAAUAGUGAUCCACAAUAUAUUGGUUACUAUAUCUGCAUUUGCCUGUAUGUGUUCAUCUGAUUAAGCAGAUGAUGGAAGCAGAUAUCAUGGCUUUUUUAACCAGUGUACUACAGUAGUAGGUGUAGUAAGUGGAUCAAAAGGACAACUUUGAACUUUUUUUUUUGGAUUCACUUCAAAUGUUGACUACUGUAUUUUACUAAACAGUUAUCGUUUCUACUAUGUUUAUAGGACAUAAUGUACAGUAAAUUAGCAUGAUGCACAGCUACUUACAAAAUAAAUAAAUGGACAUGAAA